UUUAAUAAUGUUGAUCUUCAUCCUCAAGGCCUUUCUUUUUAUGUCCCUUGUAACUGUCAAAGCAACUGCAAAUGAAACCAUAAAAAUAGGUGCAAUUAUUGACUUAAAUUCUCGUAUAGGGAAGGAACAGAAAACUGGCAUAAAUAUAGCAGUAGAGAAUUAUAACCAUGACAGAAGAAACAACAAGCAGCUUAUAACAGUUCAUUUUAGAAACACCAGCAAGGACACAAUUCAGGAUUUCUUCACAGCUGAAGAGCUGGUUGAACGAAACCAUGUAAAGAUGAUAGUUAUUGGCAUGCAGACGUGGGAAGAAACAGCUUUAAUUGCCGAUAUUGGGAAAAGGCAUCAAGUUCCAAUUAUCUCUUUUGUCACAGCUUCCUAUACACCAGAAUUGGUGCAGCUUAGAUGGCCUUUCUUGGUGCAAAUGACUACAAGUAGCUUGGACCAAAUAAAUUGUACAGCUAGUGUAGUUAGCUCCUACCAGUGGAGGAAAGUCAUAGUAAUUUAUGAAGAUGACAUGUAUAGUGAUUCUAGUAUGCUUGCAGUUCUAACUGAAACACUCAAAGGUCAUGGUGUAGAAGUAGAGCAUCAACUAAUUCUUCCACAAUUCUCUUCUCUGUCCGAUCCAAGGGAGGUUGUUCGACGAGAGGUUGUCAAGUUACUACAGAAACAAUCAAGGGUCUUUAUAGUUCUUCGCUCAUCAGUAUCCACUGCCAAUCAUCUGUUUAAAGAAGCCAAGGAAAUUGGACUUAUGGGAAGAGAUUCAGCUUGGAUACUUGCAGAUUCUCUUGCUGAUCUCUUGGAUUCUGUUGACAAAGCCUUUAUUUCAUCUAUCCAAGGGGCUUUAGGAAUCAAAAAUCACUAUGCAGAAGCCACUAAGUCUUUCCGACAUUUUAAAGGUCAAUUUCAAAAGAUUUUCCGGUCUGAAUAUCCUACGGAAGAUCACUCAGAGCCUGGAAUUCAUGCUCUAAAAGCAUAUGACAGUAUCACAGCUUUUGCUAACGCUGUGAACAAUUUGGGUGCGAAAAGUUCCAAUGACUCAGUGUUGAUGAAAAACAGAAUUCUUUCCAGCAAUUUCACAGGUUUGACUGGCAAUAUUAGUUUUGUCAAUGGAGUACUGUCACACCCUCCAACGUUUAGGAUUGUAAACAUUGAUGGAAACAGGUAUAAUGGACUUGGCUUUUGGUCAUCAAUGUUUGGAUUCUCGAAAGUUCUUGAAGCUGAAAAUGGGGAGUUAAUCGGGGUUAAUGGUUCCCGUGUUAUGAAGUUUAGUAUGGUUAAAUGGCCUGGAGAAUUGAAACGUGUCCCGAAAGGGUGGGCAAUGCCUACUGAUGCAAAACCAUUGAUUAUUGGAGUUCCAGGGAGAACAUCUUUCGAGAAAUUUGUUAAGGUUGAAACAGUGGCUGAGACAAAUGAAAUGAAGUAUACUGGUUUCUGUAUUGAUCUUUUCAAAGAAGUACUUAAAAUUUUGGAGAAAAAUUAUACACUACCUUAUGAUUUUGAAGCAUAUGAUGGAUCAUAUCCUGAUCUGGUUCAGCAAGUGAUUAAUGGGAGAUAUGAUGCUAUCGUUGGAGAUAUAACGAUAUUAGCUGAAAGGACAAAAUAUAUAGAGUUCACACAGCCAUUUGCAGAGUCAGGGUUGACCAUGGUGGUUCCAGUGAAGUUUGAUAAAUCGAAAAAGGCAUGGAUGUUCUUGAAGCCUUUCACUGGAAACAUGUGGGUAGCGACAGGUUCUGUCUUAGUUUACACAAUGCUUGUAGUUUGGUUCAUGGAGCAUCAGUCCAAUCCUGAAUUUAGAGGCCGGUGGAAAGAUCAACUCGGAACUGCAAUGUGGUUUACAUUCUCUUCACUAUUUUUUGCUCAUAGGGAAAACAUCAAAAGCAACUACACGAAGACUGUAGUAGUGGUUUGGCUUUUCCUGGUCUUCGUGUUGACCUCGAGUUAUACAGCUUCUCUGACAUCAAUGUUAACUGUUCCUAGACUGGAACCAAGUGUGAAAGAUAUAGGGUGGAUAAAGAGAACAAACGCAACCGUUGGAUGUGAUGGUGAUUCCUUUGUUAAGGAUUAUUUGAGGCAAGUCCUGGAGCUUCAAAAUAUCAAGAACAUUAGUAAUCAGGACGAUUAUCCGAAGGAACUUGAAAAUGGAAACAUCAAAGCCGCCUUUCUUGAAAUCCCAUAUCAGAAGAUCUUCCUUAGAGAGCAUUGCAACCAGUAUGUUGUAGCUGGUCCUAAUUACAGAUUUGGAGGACUAGCCUUUGCAUUUCAGAAAGGCUCUCCGCUAGCUCGUGAUGUAUCUGAAGCCAUACUGACUCUAACACAAGAUGGUACGCUUAACCGCUUGGAAGAACAUUGGUUUGCUUUGUCAAAGAAUUGUGAUAAUGUUGAUCCUACUGGUGAAACAGAAAGCCUCACCCUUGGGAGCUUCUGGGGCUUGUACCUAGUCUCUGGUGCAACAUCAACUCUCUGUUUGCUAUUUUAUGUGUAUCAUUUAUUCAGAAAAUCCCGGCAACUGACUGGUGCAUUUCGUGACAAUAUACUUCAUCCAUCAACUGAUCAAAGUUUAUGGACAAAGACAGCUGGAAUUAUACGGUAUAACAAAAAUGACAAGCCUAUAGUAACUUUAAGGAGAGUAACGUCUGCCCGGGCAGCAGGUCUUGGGGUAGACGAGAGGGCUGAUUCGCGUAAGUGGCACUUGGUGAGUCCUUCAGACGCUGCCCAAAUUUAUGAUGGCUCUUCCCAACAUCCUCAACUUGCUGUAGAAUUGGGGAAUUCAAGGUCAAAUUGAAGUGGGAUUAUUCGGAGUAACAAAAUAUCAAAACAUACUUAUAUAGGUUUUCAGUUUUCUGCACUAACUUCUUAUAGCGAACAUUGAUUCCUCUGAAAUCUGAAUCAAUUCAAAUGUAAAGGUUUCAAUAGAAUUAUAAAUUGUAGAAUAGUAUUCCAACUCAUGAACAAAUGGAUAGGCAAAGUGGAAUGAUCAUGACAACAUGAAAGUUCGAAUGUUAUGUACUUCUCACAAAGUGGUCACUCACUUGGAAACAAAAAAUUUAUACUUGAAAGUGACUUUUUAGUUUUUAAAAAUUCUCCUUUUUCAGGGGCACAAUUAAAGCCUGGCAUGAGAAAAUGUGAAGCCUGGAAGUGCAUGGUCCACAGCAUUUACUGAGCUCAUUUCUGGUAGAAAGCCAGUGAUAUCAACAAA
This is a messenger RNA of Solanum lycopersicum (tomato), 3199 nucleotides long. It is a transcript of the gene GLR1.2, whose product is annotated as glutamate receptor 1.2. NCBI's taxonomy places the organism in Eukaryota, Viridiplantae, Streptophyta, Magnoliopsida, Solanales, Solanaceae. The record is from RefSeq and is marked validated. Gene Ontology annotation, molecular function: signaling receptor activity; ligand-gated monoatomic ion channel activity. Gene Ontology annotation, cellular component: plasma membrane.